Messenger RNA from Leptosia nina, 528 nucleotides. The record is from the annotation of a GenBank genome assembly. Lineage: Eukaryota; Metazoa; Arthropoda; Insecta; Lepidoptera; Pieridae.
AUGGCUAAACGAAUUUCUCAAAGCUCUGUAAACUGGGCUGCACUCGCUGAGAGAGUGCCGCCUAACCAGAAAUCAAACUUAUCCGCUUUUAAAAUGAAGUCGGACGCUUAUCUUAGAAGGGUACUUGCGAAUCCUGCAGAAGCACCUAAAAUUAACUGGAAUCAAUACAAGGCGGCAAUUACAAUUCCCGGAAUGGUUGAGAACUUCCAGAAGCAAUAUGAAGCUCUUAAGAUUCCCUACCCAGCUGAUACUCUAACUUCUCAGAUUGAUGCACAAUGGGUUCAAAUUCAAAAGGAAAUUGAGGCAUAUGUUAAAGAGUCAAAUGCUAACAUUGAAGGUUAUGAAAAGAAGAUUGCUGAAACGAAGGCUCUUCUGCCAUUUGACCAGAUGACUAUGGAAGACUUCCGUGAUGCUUACCCUGACAUGGCACUCGAUCCGAUCAACAAGCCUACCUUCUGGCCCCACGGCCCUGAAGACCAGAUUGACUACGUUGACCCAGAAGCCAAUAAGCAAGCUCCAGCUCAUUAA